This is a messenger RNA of Theileria orientalis strain Shintoku, 696 nucleotides long. RefSeq lists its product as uncharacterized. The coding region runs from base 1 to 696 and encodes 231 amino acids. The record is from RefSeq and is a predicted model, not a curated record. Gene Ontology annotation, cellular component: Golgi apparatus. Gene Ontology annotation, molecular function: SNAP receptor activity. The transcript is spliced from 5 exons. Lineage: Eukaryota; Apicomplexa; Aconoidasida; Piroplasmida; Theileriidae. Gene Ontology annotation, biological process: endoplasmic reticulum to Golgi vesicle-mediated transport.
AUGUCGAGCUGGUUAAAUAAUAUAGUUGAUAAUUUGUCAUCAAAAAAACCUUCAACGGAUCAGCCUAAGGCCGAUUCCGGCAAAUCAGGAUGCCACAUAUACGCGAUAGUUGUUAUGAGACACUACGCAGCAAAAGAGGCGUGUAGACUAUCAGCGGAAUACGAUUUUAGUCCACUACCAGUAUAUAUAGCAAAAAUAUCACGAGAAGUUACAGAUUUAGUAUCAAGAACGUGUGCCCAGGAAGCGUUUCCAGAUCAAACAAAGGGCGUUGAUAUGGAGAACAACAUGGGAACGUUCUACGUCAAAGCAACCAAUGUACCACCUCCAAAUCAGCUGGUGUUCGUUGUGGCAGUAAACAACGAGUGCACGCGAUACCAGGCACUUCAGUUCCUGCACGAAGCGAUGCAGCUAUACAAGCCGGUUGGAAAUUUACUAAAGGACAAUGUUGGCGAAGCACUAGCACACAAAGAAUUAAGAGAACUGAUGAUGAAGUAUAAGGGCAAAAAGGACGUGUUACUUGACGCACAAAAGAAAUUGGACGAGACCAGAAUGAUCGUCAUGGAUACGUUGGAUGGCCUCAUAAACAGACAGGGGAACCUAGAUGAACUUAUCGCAAGGAGUCACGACAUGACGCAGAGCACUGCGAGGCUGAUGAGGGACGCUAGAAGGAGAAAUAGCUGUUGUAACAUAAUGUGA